AUGGCAUUUGAAAAGAGAAUUGGUAGUACAGUCAGGCAUAUUAAGAUUGUUGACAUAAAUGAGUGUAUGCAUGAAUGUGGAGUGGAAGAUAUUAAGAGUGUGGGGAAUCUGUUUACUUGGAACAAUAAACACCAAGGGGCAACUAGGGUGUUUUCUAAUCUGGAUAGAGUGCUUGCUAAUGCUGAGUGGCAGAGGUGCUUUAUGUCUGAAGAAGUUUGUUUCAUGAAUGAAGGAGAGUUUGAUAAUUCUCCUUGUUUAAUUACUGUCUACCCUAGUGCCACAAGGGGUAGAAAACCCUUUAAAUACUUCACUAUGUGGAAAGCUUCCCCCAAGUUUCUUGACUUGGUUCAGAACCAAUGGAAUGUGCAGAUUCAAGGGAGUAAAAUCUAUGUGCCAAAGGCAAAGAUUGAUUGGAUUAAAGCUGGUAAUGAAAACACAGCUCUCUUCCAUCAGAGUAUCAAGAGUAGGAACACUCAUAACAAAGUGUAUAACAUUCAUGAUAUGGAUGGAAACUGGAGGGAUACCCCAGUAGUUCAGGAUGGGCCAUUAGUUACUGAUGCUCACAAAGCUAUUUUAAAUGCUCCUUACACUAGGGAAGAAGUCAAGCAUGCUCUUUUCUCUAUUCCAGGAGUUAAAGCUCCUGGCCCUGAUGGAUUUGGUUCUUACUUCUACAGAGAUGCUUGGUCUGUUGUAGGGGAUGAUGUGAUUGAUGUUGUGCUGGAUGGUUUUGUUCAUGGUAAGCUGUUAAAGGAGAUAAACCAUACCGUGAUCACUUUAAUUCCAAAGAUAAAAUGUCCUAAGAAUGAUUUGGUGAAGCAGUAUGGUAGGGAAAAUGUUAAACCUAGCUGCUUAAUGAAGGUGGAUCUCCAAAAAGCAUAUGACACUGUGGAUUGGGGUCUUCUUCAUGAAAUGCUGAAUUUAUUAGGUUUUCUUAAUAAUUUUGUGAAGCUAGUGAUGGAAAUUCUUCAUAGAAUGAGCAGCAUGCCUCAAUUCCAGUUCCAUCCAAGGUGUAAGGAUGUCAGGCUCUCACACUUAUUCUUUGCUGAUGGCCUUAUUCUAUGUUGUAAAGGUGAUUAUGCUUCCAUCUAUCUUCUGCUCCAAGCUUUUAAGCUUUUUUCUAAGACUUCUGGAAGUUCUUUACCCUUUAAGUAUUUGGGUGUUCCUAUUUUCUCUAAGAAGAUCACAACUGCCCAAUGUGGGGUGUUGGUUGAAAAAAUGACAGCUAGAAUCAAAGUUUGGAGUACUAGAAAUUUGUCCUACACUGCAAGAAUGCAAUUGAUCAAUUAUGUGUUGAUCAGUUUCCAUAUGUAUUGGUCUCAAAUUUAUAUUCUGCCUAGGAGUGUGUUGCAGAAAAUAGUCAAAAUUUGUAGAGCCUUCUUAUGGAGUGGUCAUUCUUAUAGUACAAAGACAAGCAAUAUAAAAUGGAAUAAGGUGUGUUGUGAGAAACAAGCUGGAGGUUUAGGUUUCAAAAAUGUUUUACGUACUCUGGAAUACAGCUAA
Messenger RNA from Spinacia oleracea (spinach), 1500 nucleotides. RefSeq lists its product as uncharacterized. The transcript is spliced from 6 exons. Bases 1 to 1500 code for a protein of 499 amino acids. The record is from RefSeq and is a predicted model, not a curated record. Lineage: Eukaryota; Viridiplantae; Streptophyta; Magnoliopsida; Caryophyllales; Amaranthaceae.